This is a messenger RNA of Vitis vinifera (wine grape), 2569 nucleotides long. RefSeq names its product transcription factor MYB97. Bases 947 to 2341 code for a protein of 464 amino acids. NCBI's taxonomy places the organism in Eukaryota, Viridiplantae, Streptophyta, Magnoliopsida, Vitales, Vitaceae. The transcript is spliced from 3 exons. The record is from RefSeq and is a predicted model, not a curated record.
AGGCCCUGGAAUUUGAAAGCGCGUUACCCAUGUACAGAAAAAAAGAGCGUGACAGCCCAAUUGAGGCUCGAUUCCUUACCCUCCUCUACGCCUCAACCUUGCUGUCACUCUCAAUAUCAAAACCCCAUUCCUCAAGCCCACCCCACAUAAGGUUAUAACCCCACCCACAUUUCUCUCUCACCCUCCAUUUUCCCAGAAAAGGAUGAGUCCCAUUAGAAACUCACGAGAAAAACUCUGAUUCUCUGUUUCUCUCUCCAAACACCUCCAACCCUUGGCUUGAUGGAGAAGGGCUGGGACCCCACCUUCUCUAUCUUGCCAUAGCCCAAUUUCCCCGAGAGGACUUCCUCGCUUUAUUUUUCCGGAAAAGGAUUGUUCUAUUACAAACCCCCACUCUUGGAAGAAAACCUCUGCCUCUGUUUCUCUCUCCUUACACCCUCCAUGCCUGAUUAUUCUGAGGAAAAAGACUUCCCAACCCCACCAUCUUUCUCUUUCUCCCUCUGAGCCGAAUUUCCCAAAAAAGGACUAUCUCAGUUUAUUUUUACCCUUCGAACAAAAUCUGUGUCUUUUUCUCUGUGUCCAAACACCACCAAAUCUGGAGCUGAGAGAAUAGACCACCUGACCCCACUAUCAUUGCCUUUCUCUCACCACAAUUUCCCACAGCUCAUUUUCCCAGAAAAAGAUUUCUCCAUGCACAAUCUCUGUCCAAACAACACCAAACCUUUCGCAGCCCAUUUUCCCAGAACAGUAUUAUUCUACUACAAACUCACAGUCGCCACCUUAUAAAAGAAAAUCUCCUGUUUCUCUCUCCCCAAACACUUCUCUCUCGCAGUAAAGUACAUAGAGAAAGUACAGAGCUAACCUACAUAGAUAUAGCUUACAUAGAGACAAAAAAAAAAAAAAAAGAAUUGUGUUGAGUUCUGUUGCUGCGUGGUGGUGGUGGUUCCGAAUGGUGGCCAACAGCAGCGGUGCCGGAGUUGAAGACCGGCCGGAGAAUGGUGGUAGCGACGCCGGCGGUGUGGCGUUGAAGAAGGGGCCAUGGACGGCAGCGGAGGACGCUAUAUUGGUGGAGUACGUGACGAAGCACGGCGAGGGCAACUGGAACGCUGUUCAGAAGAAUUCGGGGCUGGCUCGCUGUGGGAAGAGCUGCAGAUUAAGGUGGGCGAACCAUCUGAGGCCCAAUCUGAAGAAGGGUUCCUUCUCUGCUGAGGAGGAGAGGGUGAUUCUCGAGCUGCAUGCCAAAUUGGGCAACAAAUGGGCUCGCAUGGCCGCUCAGUUGCCCGGGCGAACAGACAACGAGAUAAAAAACUACUGGAACACUAGAAUUAAGAGGCGCCUUCGCCAAGGCCUGCCUGUCUACCCACAAGAAGUUCAAAAUCAGAGCAAUACCGUCAACCAGCCCAACUUCCAAAACCCCCCAUACCCACAAUCUCCCUGUCCUCCAUCUCAAACUCUCUUCUCCUCAUCGCCCCAAUUCAAACCCGCCUUCAGUUCUUCUCUAUCCCUCUUCGACCCAAUCACUACUCUUUCAGCCCACCAAACUUCCCCAAUUCUCACACCCCCUUAUCAACGCUACAAGCGAUCGGGUGACACUGGACCUGAUUUCCCUCUUCCAUUCUCACAGGCAUCAUUGCCAUCUCCUCUUCCGAGUUCAUCUCUGCCCAACCAAUUCUCUCACAUUUCCCCCCUCCAAUUGAAUCCAGUGACUUUCUGUCAGAAUUCACUGCCAAUUCUGCAAACCCAAUUCAAAUUUGACCAAAUGGUCCCACCUGUCUUGGAUUUUUCAAUAAAUCCAGAGCUCCCUUCAAGCCAAUUUUCCAAAAAAACACACCCGUAUACUGCCGACAAUAUGAAGAUCAACUCAAGUAGCAGCAAUUGUGGGUUAUUGGAUGAGCUGAUAGGUCAAGCUCAGGCAAUGGUGUGCAAUGACUCCUCCAGGAGGCAAGCUUCAUUCGGUUCACAAGAAGAGAAGCAUAUGCUCAAUGACUUUGAACUGUUUUUAAGUGGAAGCAGUACAAAUCCUCCAUUUGUAUCUGGUCCUCAGUGGGCUGAUUCAACCUCUCUUCAGCCCUCUACCGGAGAAAAACCAAAGCAAGAACCAGCAGAUGAUGUCAAUUCCAUGAAUGAAGACUUAUCUGAUAUGCUCAUUUUUCAUCCUGCACCAAACAUCCCCGAGUGGUACAGUGACAAUGGUGUCUCCAUCAAGCAGUCUUCUAGCAUAACAGAGGAUGAUAUUGGGCUUGAUAUCCCACAACUAACUUCAUCCAGUCCGGUUGCCACCACGACAGACCAUGGCUGGACCCCUGGCUCCUCCUCUUGGGACAACUUCUCAGGAAUUUGCUAAUAAUGCUGCAGUAGAACAUGUAUUUGAUGUUCAACUCGGACCUUUGAGCUUCUCCUUUAUUAGGGAUACUAUAGUACCUUAAUUAUCUUCUUUUUAAGCUUCUAACACAUUUUCUUUUCAUAUCCAAUCUUAAGCUUCUACCAUAUACUUCUACAUAUGAUAUUAUGAUCAGCUACCCGAAAAUGAUCCAUUAGGAUAUUUUUAGUGAAACAUUGAUUGUUGAUUAAA